ACUGCGGUCCUGAAUCUCACGCAUGCGCGUAACGGGCUCUGGGUGGAUCCAUAACAACAGCGUAAACAAACGAGAAUGGUGAAGAGUUGUUGUGCGUAUAUGUGCCACAGUAAGGCAAACGAAGCAGCAAGAAAUGCCGGUAUUAGUUUUUUUAGGUUCCCAAAGGAUAAAAGAAAGCGGUCAUUGUGGACAAAGGUAAUAAAUAGAGCUGAUUGGGAGCCAAAUGACAGCGUCCGCAUCUGCUCACUACAUUUUGUUGACGGGUGGCACAGUGAUGACCCAGAUGAUAUUAAUUAUGUACCAACCAUCUUCCCAUACAAAGAAAAGCCACUCAGCACCAAACAGAAGGCACAGGAAACUAGAACCGUCUCCAGACAAGAAACAAAGGACUUAUUAGCAGAGGAACAACUGCAGAGAUGUAUAGACCAGGGCCCGGUUGUUCAACUUGUCGUUAACUUAACGUAA
Molecule: messenger RNA, 465 nt
Organism: Mytilus trossulus (common blue mussel)
Lineage: Eukaryota; Metazoa; Mollusca; Bivalvia; Mytilida; Mytilidae
Product: THAP domain-containing protein 11-like
Exons: 2
Coding region: 76-465 (129 amino acids)
Source: RefSeq, a predicted model, not a curated record